AUGCCAUCAAUAUUUAACAAAGAGUAUUGGGCAGAGGUGAGAGAUGGGUUUAGAACUGCCACUCCACAAGGCUCCUCUUUGUCUGGUGGGAAUAAUAGUAUAGAGAUGAACUCAAGUUUUAUCACUGAAAAACGUUCAAACUCAUUGAAAGAGGAUAAUGUAAUGAUUCAGACAACUUCUUCUGGUGCCACUAAAAAUAUUAAUGGCACCAGUAAUCCAAAUGAUAGCAAUAUGCUUUCAAAAGAAGAUAUCGACGGUUCUAAUCUGAAUAAAGAUUUGAAUAUUAGACACUUGUUAACUUUAGCUGUCGGUGGUGCCAUCGGUACAGGUUUAUUUGUUAACUCUGGUGCUUCUUUGAAUACUGGUGGUCCUGCAUCUUUAGUCAUUGGCUGGGUUAUCGUUAGUACCGCUCUUUUCACAGUCAUUAACUCAUUAGGUGAAUUGGCUGCUGCAUACCCAGUUGUUGGUGGGUUUAGUGUUUAUAUGACUAGAUUCAUCGAUCCUUCUAUCGCCUUCUCUAUUAAUUUAAAUUAUUUGGUUCAAUGGUUAGUAUUAUUACCAUUGGAAUUAGUUGCUGCUUCCAUCACUAUCAGAUACUGGAAUGACAAGAUUAAUUCAGACGCCUGGGUUUCCAUCUUUUAUACCGUAAUUGGGUUGUUAAAUAUGUUAGAUGUUAAAUCUUUUGGUGAAACCGAAUUCGUAUUAUCUUUCAUCAAGAUAUUAGCUAUCAUUGGUUUCACCAUUUUAGGUAUUGUCUUAUCCUGUGGUGGUGGCCCAGUUGGUGGUUACAUUGGUGGUAAGUAUUGGCACGAUCCUGGUGCAUUUGUUGGUCAUACUGCCGGUUCACAAUUCAAAGGUUUAUGUUCUGUUUUUGUUACAGCUGCAUUUUCUUAUUCUGGUAUUGAGAUGAUUGCGGUAUCUGCUGCAGAAAGUAUAGACCCAAGAAAAACCAUUCCUGUUGCUGCAAAGAGAACUUUUUGGUUGAUCACUGCAUCAUAUGUAACUAUUUUGACUUUGAUUGGUUGCUUAGUUCCAUAUGAUGAUCCAAGAUUAUUAAAUGGUUCAAGUUCAGUAGAUGUUGCUUCAUCCCCAUUAGUUAUUGCUAUUGAAAAUGGUGGUAUCAAGGGUUUACCAUCUUUGAUGAAUGCUAUUAUUUUAAUUGCUGUUUUAUCCGUGGCCAACAGUGCAGUUUAUGCUUGUUCCAGAUAUAUGGUUUCGAUGGCUAUAAUUGGUAACUUACCAAAACAAUUAGGUAGAAUUGAUAAGAAGGGUAGACCAAUCAAUGCUACCUUAGUUACAUUAUUCUUUGGUUUAAUAUCUUUUGUAGCAGCUAGUGAUAAGCAAGCUGAAGUUUUCACUUGGUUAAGUGCCUUAUCUGGGUUGUCUACUAUUUUCUGUUGGAUGGGUAUCAAUAUUUCACAUAUUAGAUUCCGUCGUGCAAUGGAUAUUCAAGGCAGAUCCCUUGAAGAAAUGCCAUAUCUAUCCCAAGUCGGUGUCUAUGGUUCAUGGUAUGGUUGUAUUAUCCUAUUUUUAGUAUUAAUUGCAGCAUUCUGGACAUCAUUAUUCCCAGUUGGUAGCUCGCAAGCUAAUGCAACCACAUUCUUUGAGGGUUAUCUAUCAUUACCUAUCUUGCUUGCAUGCUAUGUUGGCCACAAAUUUUAUUUCAAGAAUUGGAGACUUUUCACUCCAUAUAAUGAAAUUGAUUUGGACUCAGGUAAAAGAGACAUCGAUUUAGAAUUAUUGAGGGAAGAAAAAAAAAUGGAAGAGUUGGCAUUGAAAAAACAGCUCAUUCUUCGUUAG
Messenger RNA from Vanderwaltozyma polyspora DSM 70294, 1800 nucleotides. It is a transcript of the gene HIP1, whose product is annotated as histidine permease. Gene Ontology annotation, cellular component: membrane. Bases 1 to 1800 code for a protein of 599 amino acids. The record is from RefSeq and is a predicted model, not a curated record. The transcript has a single exon. Gene Ontology annotation, biological process: amino acid transmembrane transport. Gene Ontology annotation, molecular function: amino acid transmembrane transporter activity. NCBI's taxonomy places the organism in Eukaryota, Fungi, Ascomycota, Saccharomycetes, Saccharomycetales, Saccharomycetaceae.